Molecule: messenger RNA, 5765 nt
Organism: Amoebophrya sp. A25
Lineage: Eukaryota; Dinophyceae; Syndiniales; Amoebophryaceae
Source: the annotation of a GenBank genome assembly
GACGAGUGGUCGGUGAAAAAUACCUUUUGAUGAUGUGUUUCUGAUGAGACGAGGAAAUCUGUUGGUGUUGUGACGCGAUGACACUAUGCAUAUGUGACAGUAGAGAAGAGGAAGAGCGAUAUAUACGAAACGUGGUCAGCAUGUAGUGCUAUUUCUAUUACGUUUACUUGCAUUCGUAUAAUGUGCAUGUGGAUGAAUUUCAUGACCAGGUGCUGAUCAGACAAGGGAAGUCUUUCAAAAGAUUUUCCUCACGAUCUCAUCAGAAAAAGUUGAGGCCCAUUCGGUCAGAGUCUAUCGGAUCUUAUCUGUAGGGCCCAUAUUUACAUGGAGCCCAACAGAUCUUAUCUGUAGGCUUUACUUCGUGUAUAAAGGCGCUCUCAUACAUAGUGAGUCCUCCGUGUGUUGUAGUGUUUUUUGGAAUAGUUUUUUGAAAUUCUUUUGGAUUUUUUGUUCUAGGAAAGGCUCACUCUUGUAGACCUUUAGAUUGAGAAAGUACUACUUACCGCUUUUAAUUUUGUUGGGUUAGAUUCGCUUCAAAGAUGAUUAGCUAGCGACACUCUCACAGAGAAAAAUAGGUACAACGAGAGUGAUACUUUUCUUUUUCGUAUAGAGUAAGAUAAGAGAGAGCAACAUCGUAAAACUAGAUCAAGAUGAUUGCGAAAAGCAAUCCAUUCAUUUCUUUGUACUCGAGUCUCUCAACUUUAUACUUGUUUCUAUCUUCAUCUUUCCCGUUUUCGUUCAGUAUUCUAAAACGACACUUGCUAGUACAAACUAUUUUACUACUUGAUUUUACCUGGAUAUAUUCCAAUAGGCAGUAUCGCGAGAAUGGAGAGCAGGUCGAAGAGCACCAAGGCGCUGUCGCCUGGAGGCAACAGUGACGUCGUCAAUGGCAACGAGGUACGCAGUCUCAAUAGCGAUGACAUUCCGGUUGGACCAGCAGAUGACAAGGGAAAAGAACAACAAACAUUAAGGCCUCGCUCUACUUUUAAACGCUAGAAAGAACUACAUGUAUUUGCAUUCUUUCAUUUGUUGCUCAGAAACAGAAUUCGAACAAGCUAAGCCUAGGCAGUUCGUGAUUCUCUAGAUCUAGGAGCGUAGUUAUACUAUCGACGUAGAGAGGAAGAAGAAGAAAAUCUUGAAAUCAAACCUCCUUUUCGGAACAAGUAACAUAGUAAAGCUUCUUCACUCGUGAGUCUCUCUCUUUCCCGGUCUUGGUUCUAAUUUUUGCUGGCAGAGCUCAGAUACUUUCGAAAGAUGCCAAUGCGUCUGGACAGUUUCUGCGCUCGCCGAAGGAGGUAGUGUCUUCUCGCGCUGUUACCGUGGAUGCUUCCGGGAGGCGUCAGGUGAUCAAGGUGCGGGUGCCCGCAACGAGCGCCAAUAUCGGUCCAGGCUACGACGUGCUAGGAAUGGCCGUGGAUCUAUGGAACGAUUUGACGGUUUCACGCGCAAAAAAGUUCCAGAUCACGGUGGAAGGCCAAGGACGCGCGGAAAUUCCCACGGAUAUCGAGCCUCAGACUGUUAAGAGAUUGGAUCGCCUACUUCAAAUUUUGAUCAAUGGAUGUUCACUUCACUAACACUACUUUCGAGCGUUAGAGAAUACUUAAAGUUGGAUACUUUCUCUAAAAUCGAUUGCUUAGUUGUUUACCCUCUAUUUGUACUUAAAGUUGUACAGUAAUAUGCUACGUGAAAGUCGUUGUUGGUUGAUUAAUGUUGUUUGUUUUCCAUCAUGUUCUCUAGAUGGAGCUUCCAGAAGGCCUCCUAUGAUUCUAAUAGUAGAGAGUGCAAGAAUUUGGUGGUGAAAGCCUGUCGCAGAGCAUACCAACACAUGGAACUAGAGAUGCCGCCACUGCAUUUCCGAAUCAACAAUCGGAUACCUUUCGGAAAGGGACUGGGAUCCAGCUCGGCCGCUAUUGUUAGGUAUUAUCAUACUUAAGUAUGCAUUUUCCAACAGCAGGGACAUGUGUGUGUUGUAAGGAAGUAGUGUUUCCGUUGGGAUGUAGACCAAUAACCUGAGGCACCCUGACAUGACACGACAUGUGUGUGAUGAUCACGAAUCAGUAAUUUUUGGAGUACUGCAUUUGGGAUACCAUGACGAUGAUAAUUAUCAGCCCCUACACAUAAUGUGUAUGUCGUUCCCUACUUCGAAUUCGAUAUCGCUGCACUAUCAACAGCGUGAUCACUGAUAUUUACAUGAUGAUCACAUGACAGUGGGCUGCUUGCUGGUUUGGCGUUGGAAGAUCGGACCGCAUCCCUGGAUAAUGAGGAAGAACUGUUGCAAUUGGCUUGUGAGAUUGAAGGACACCCUGACAAUGUUGCCCCAUGCAUCUAUGGUGGCAUGCAACUCGGAUACUCGAUCACAGCGGCAGAGGCAAAAUUGUACGAUCGGCGUCGCGAGUUAAGCGGUGUGUCUCCGUACAAAAACGGACCGUUCGAGGACGGGCGCUUUCGAUCUCGCGAAUCCCCGGUGGAAGGACAGCAGUUGUUCACUAAAGUACCGUCUCCACCACCAGCACUGAAUGAUGGUAAGAUUUGGUGCACGUCGCGAGUGCGGUUGCCAUUAUUAAGGCUGUGUGUGAACAUCAUACUUAAUUUCACGACCACGAAUUCAAAGCUGAAAAUAUCAUAAUUGAUUUCACGGCCAGAAAUUCAGCGACCACGAUGAAUUCGUCAGAUCAUUCAUAUAUUGUCAAAGGAAAAAAGAAAAUGGAUUAUCGUAGUUGGACUGACAGGAAAUACUUUUUCUUUUUUUUGAAAAUCUACGAAUCACAAGGUGGUUAUCGUAGUUUGUGUAUGGUCAAGGUGUAAAUAGUAGAUGAGGUUCAUCUUCUAAUACGAGGUUUGGUUUGCGUUGUUUUCACGCCAUUCCACGCUACAGAAACAACGCUGGCGCGUGGAUUGCUGCCAGAUGUGAUACCAAGGGGUGAAGCGAUUUUCAAUAUGAGCAGGCUUGCGCUUUUGAUCAACGCAUUGCAAGACGACAGACAUGAUCUGCUGCGAAUUGCAACACAGGACGCUCUGCAUCAGGACGCGCGCGCAGCGAAAGUUCACAGACACUUGAAGCCUGUCAUUGAGGUGCCAGCUUUUUUUUACACUUCUAAAUGUCUCGUUUCAACAUCAUGGAUUCUUCUAGUAUCCACUCUGUACCUAUAACUACUUGUGCGUGUACGAAUGUAGUACUUAUGUGCUGAUGAUGUUCGAGUUCUCCGAUUCACGUUAUUUUUGUCUGAUGGUCUGGAGUCGGUGCACUUUUUCUUUUGUUUUCCGAAUCACGGUUUCAAGUGGCGCUUACUUUUCUGGCAGAUCUAACUAUAUUGACGGGACUCAGUCAACCUAACUACAUUGGCUGGCAACCCUAAAUCAUUCAGGGAUCGCGAGCGUGCAGCUACGACUUGUUUACUUAACUUUUGCGUAUUUGGUACUUGUAGCUCUAUUUUCAUUGAAAUAGUCUUCUCAAUCAGGCGGCGCUCGCAGCCGGGGCAAAAGGUUGUUUUCUAUCGGGUGCUGGUCCCUCGGUAAUGGCCUUCUGCAGUGGGCGGCAAGGUGACGUUUUUACGCAGACGAACAGGGAGCGAACCGAGCAGGAGGUCGCAAAGGCGAUGUUGAAAAUUGCAGACUCCAUGGGAUGCAAGGGUGAAGUACUGAUAACCGUCCCAGUUGAUCAUGGUGCGCAUGUCGUUGCUUCAGAUUCGAAUCUCGGAGAAAAGACGGGCCUCGCGAGCGAGAGCCGCAUCCACUACGUGCUGAAUCAGCGUUAAUGUCGCCCAGGUUUGUGUAGACGCUGACAAGAUUGUCCUUUGCUUUUUGCAAUGGCGAUCCGUGGUAGUAGAAUUUCGUUCCUGAAUUUCUUACUACGUAGCCUCCACCAUCGUCGUCUAGAUACUAAAGAUGUGUAGCGAGUGCGAAUCGGUAUUACCUCUUCCGCAAGGAAAUCGGGAAGCCGAAAAUUAACUUAACGUAUCUGCGUUUGAGAUUAUAGUGUCUCUUAUUUUGUUUAUUCAAAAAAAUUGAAAUAUUUAUAUUGCUGUCUACCAGGGAGGUCGAGUAUAAGUCUUUGCUGCUGCUAUCCUAUUCCUGGAGAUAGUAUUCCUAUUCCUAGUAUCAGCCAUGUAGUUCUAGGUAGACAAAGAAUUUAGUACGUGUUUUGUUUUUGAAACAGAAAUUUAGAGGUGAGUGCCUCGUCUUUGACUCUUGGCUACCUGCCUCUCCGAUAAUACUGGAGUUUUCUUUGAUAACGGCUGUGACUGCGCGGUCAAUAUUAGAUCUGCUGUCUGAAUUAGAGGAUGAUAAUGUGGCUAUUGUACUACGAGUUUGUUACUACUACAAUUACCGGAAAUCGUGCAUGUGAAGCUUACCGGAAAUUGGAGUCGGUCUAUAGUCUCUUCGUAAUUAGUCAUGUGACUUAGAUUUCAUUUUGUAGAUAUCAGUUUUGUCAAUAUUGAUGUGCUUUUCUAAUAUGAUUUUGAUUUCUUUGAAUUAGUUGUCCUUGUGUACUUAAUCAAUUUCUCAAUUCUGAUUGAGUCUGAGUGAUUAGCCUCUUAUUUUCUCUUCUGAUGGUUUUUUCUAUUCAUUCCCUGUGUCGUUUUGUGUAGUUUUGCAACUUCUUGUUGUCCUAGUCGCAAGUGUUGGUCACUACUCUGUGCUAAUGGUGUUGCAUUUCCCUUGUUCUAUUUAUCCCCGUCACCGCAAAAGUACUAUCUAAUACGGGAUGUGUCUUGUUGUGAGAGAUUUCCUUCGUUCAGCUAGGAAUCCAGACAAUCUCGAUGUGAAGCAUAGCAACAAGACAAACUCAAUCGUGUGUAGUCAGCUGAGCUGAAUUACUUAUUCAUGUCCUGAAUAUUCUGAUUCUUCGAGGGCUGAUUUCUUUGCCUCUUUCGCGUUCUCGGGUCAUCCCAAUCAUGUUUCAUGUUCCUAAGUUUACCACAAAAAAAUAGGUACGAACGAUGGAUAUACUCUGAUUUGAGUCAGUCCUUUCGUCGCCACUCACCGCCUCAUGGUCUUUUGAGACGCAGGGCGCAUGCAAGUUUAGGGCGAUGCACUACAGUAGACCGCUGUUUGUGCCCUUCGCGUUUUUCCCUCACAGCUUAAUGCUAGUUCAUCGAUCUGGUGACCACGUACAUAAAUCAGGGUGCCACCUUCACGACGUGGGGCAUAUUUAGUUCGUGUGUAUUCAGAUGUCAAAGGAUCUGUCUCAGACUAAUCCAUUUUUCCAGCUUCAUGACUGUUUUUUAAAGUUGUGAUUCUUCAGCCAUUCACCCUCUGCCUAGCUCCCUUCUUCCAGCCAACUUCAUAUUUAUUUUUACUUUGGGAUGAUGAUUUGUCAUAUGACUAGAAUUUCCACUAGAAUAGCAAAAACAUACAACUUCAUAUUUUUGCUGACACUGUUGAUUGAAUUUGAAGGUUGCUACAUCGGUUUGCUUUCUAAGCCAGGAGUAAAAUGUAAACGUGGGUAAAUCCGCGGAAGGCACCGAUGAUUCGAUCCGAUGUAAGUACACUAUUUAUGAUAGCCUAGGGGUGGUCGGGUAUAGCUUUAGGAAAACUGGGUGUCGCAAUAAUAUACAUAGUUACAACUUAGUACCCCCUCUUUAAUAUAGUACAUGUGUCGCGUCGCGCCCCAUCGUUUAGGAUGAUAGAUCACCUUGCUAACGAUGCUGGUACAGAAUUAUGGAGAAACAUGAUCACUAUGUAUAAUCAACAACACUAAUACAACAGGAAUUUGGUGAGUUAUCUUCGCGACUUUUGCGAUGAUAUACAGAACUACGACACAU